AUGCCCGAGUCAGAAGCCUCUCUUCUCCAGCUGGAAUGGCUCGUCUUAGCGGCAUCCGCCCGCAUCGAGUUCUCCGCAUCCCUCCCCUCUGUCGCCAUCCCCCCUAUCGCGCAGCUCAUCGCACGCCCGCAGGCCCGGCUGCAGCAGAAGAUCUCUGCCGCCCUUGCGCAGAAAGACUUCGACACCCUCUUUGAGUCUUUCCCGGCUGGCAGCCGUGAUCGAUGCCGUCUUCUCUCCUGCCUGGGGCCUCUGUCGUCUGGCUGGCUGUCGGCCAUCCCCGCAUAUACCCGAGGUGACAAGCGCAAGUGCUUGAACAACUACGCCUACCGCCUCGCUACGGCCCUCACCCUCGGCAUCACUUUCCCUCUCACCAGCCUCGCACCGUCAUGUACGUGUGGAGCAAGCAUCGACACCCUGGGCGACCACUUUUUCCUCUGCAGCCGCGCGACGGCGGAGCGCGUGUUCAAGCACAACACCCUGCUGGACGUCUUUAAGGCAAUCCUUGCGGAGGUGGGCAUCACGGCUGUCACCGAAGUGCCCCUGCGGUCUCUCGAUAUCACUUCCCCAAACGCCCAGCCCAACAGUCAGCGCAUGCAUCUCUUCUUCUCCAUCAACGGCGAAGGUGUCGUGUGCGACCUCACGGUGGUCCAUCCGUGUCGGCCUGGGAACUCAACCGCCCACCACACCCAGGUCAACCGCAGCAACGCACGUCGGCCGGGCGGUUUUGCAGCUGCAGGGGCGGAGCGCGACAAAGAUCGCAAGUACGGUGCCAACUGUCGGCAGAAAGGCUACACCUUCGU
Messenger RNA from Vitrella brassicaformis, 800 nucleotides. Lineage: Eukaryota; Vitrellaceae. The record is from the annotation of a GenBank genome assembly.